AUGAUUGCUUUGCUCGCGCGCAUCUUCACGCUCGCGACACUCCUUUUAUACGUUUUCGCGGACCGAGAAGCUUACUGGCGCAGCCAGAGGUAUAAAGCCGGCCACGAUGGGCCGUUCCCGGUGCAGCGGUACUCGUCGAAGGGGGUGCAAGGUCCGAUUUUAAAUUACUGGCAGCGCAGCGAGGCGUGCAGUGAUGGGUACGUGAUGCUUGCGCCGCGUGGACCGGCGGUUCGAAAGCCUGGGCCGAUGAUUUUGGAUUCCGAGGGCCACUUGGUUUGGUUUAAGGAGUAUGAUUCUUGGGUUACGUUAAAUCUCAAUCUUAAUUCGCAUUAUGAACAAGUCUACAAGAUUGACGGUGUAGAUGGGUUGGAUGUUGAUAUUCACGAGUUUCAAAUUACGCAAGAUGACACGGCGGUCUUCAUUGCCUAUGCUAUUACUCCCGCUGAUCUGCGCGAUGUAGGCGGGCUCGAGAAUGGAUGGAUCUGGGACGGUAUCUUCGUGGAAGUAGACGUCGAGUCGAACGAGAUACUCUUCGAAUGGCGCGCCUCGGAGCAUUUCGCUUUCACUGAAGUCGAGCGAGACCGCGAAGGAAAUGGUGAUAGCGAAGACCAGCCAUGGGACUUCUUCCAUAUUAACAGUGUUGAUAAAGACGAGAUGGGUAGUUUUCUCGUCUCGUCCAGAUACAUGAACAGUCUGGCAUAUGUCGAUGGUCAAACAGGUGAGAUCAUUUGGAAAUUGGGUGGAAAACGCAACUCGUUCGUCGAUUUAUCCGGUGGCGCGGCGACCAAUUUCAGUUGGCAGCAUCACGCCCGCUUUCAACCUGACUACUCGACCUCUAAAACAAGAGCAAUCACCAUCUUCGACAACUCUUCUCGCGGGCAAGGUGCCCCCGAGAAUCCGAGCCGCGGUCUGUUCAUCGAUAUUGAUGAAAGAGAUAUGACAGCCUCCGUCCGCCACCAAUAUUGGAACCCACUGCCGAUCAGCAGUCAAUCCCAGGGCUCAGUACAAAUCCUUGACAACGGAAAUGUGCUCGUCGGGUACGGCUCCAGCGCCGCGUACACCGAGUUCGCGCCCGACGGCGAAGUUCUCUGCGAAGUACAUUUUGGAUCAGAGAGUUCCUUCAACACGGGUCAGGUCAUGUCGUAUCGUGUGUUCAAGCAGGACUGGUUGGAAUGGGGCAACGGAGGUGAAGACGUGGGUUUUGCAGGUGCGUCUUUGCGGAAUCAGACGAGGUCGGAGGACGAGGAACAGGUUGAGGAUUCGGAGCUGGACUUUAUUUUGGCUGUACCAAAAUCUGGGUUUGAGACUGUUGUCCACAUACCUGACGGGUGUUUAUAUACAAAGUUGAGGAUUGUCGGGCUGGAUAAGAUGGAUGCGCAUCUUGGUGCGUCGCCUUUGAUGGAUUGGGAAGAUCCGGAGAAGUUGAGGUUGGAAAUUAUGGUUUAUGAUGGGGAGCAGCAGGAUGAUCCAGAGAUACAAAGGCCAAUGUCUCUUCUUGUUAUGUUCGGGAUGGGAUUCCUGACGGCUACCGUGUUCGUGUUGAGUGUGUGGCUUGUGUGGAGGCUUAUUCCCUGCUGUGCCUGGAGACGAUUAUGCGUCAAGAACGGACAGAAUCGGAGUAUCACUGAGGGGCAUGCUACGCAUUCCGGGGAGGAACUGAAUGAACUGGACGAGCUGAGCGAUUUGGAAUUUGGGGAGCGAGCGGAGGAUCCUCUCUUGAAACGGGAAGAGUCUAAGUGA
Penicillium maclennaniae is the source of this 1740-nucleotide messenger RNA. Its product is annotated as arylsulfotransferase family protein. The transcript is spliced from 3 exons. Lineage: Eukaryota; Fungi; Ascomycota; Eurotiomycetes; Eurotiales; Aspergillaceae. The record is from RefSeq and is a predicted model, not a curated record. Bases 1 to 1740 code for a protein of 579 amino acids.